GCGCGAGUCUGUUAUCACAACAGAUACACACUCUCUCUCUCUCUCUCUCUCUCUGGUUCUCUUUACAUUUCCAGAUGAAGAAGGAAGAAGCACAAAGAUCAAAAUUCAAAACCCCUCGAGAUUUCGCUCCCAUCUCUCACUGUUUCUCUGUAACCACGCCAGCCCAUUUCUUUUUAUAAUACACUCUGCCCCCAAGAACUCAGAAAUCCAAGAAAUCAGCGAAUCUCGAGACACAAAGUUCUGUUUCUUAAUUGUCCCUCUCACUCCUAUUGGUUGAUGACGGUUUCCGUUUCAGUUUUCACUCAGGGUCUCCAAGUUCCGUUGACUUCCCAGGUGAUUUCUCCGUUUCCUCUGUGAAUCUCGGGAGGAAUUUGCAUUUCGGGGUGAGCUCUAUCACUGGGUAGUGACGAUUCGAUUUCGAUGCUUUCCUGAGGGGUUUUCCUUUUCCUUUCCGUUGAUCAGUAGGGUUUCAAUGGUCUGGCGAAUCUAAUUGAGAGGGGCGAUGAGUUGAAAAAACGAUAGAGUGAAAGUGGGGGAAACUCGGAAGAUGGUGCUGUUGUUCAAAUCGAGGAUAAAAUGGAUAGUUCUAGUGGUCUUGAUGCUAUCGACUGGAUCCCUAAUCGUUCACUUCUCCAUUACCAAGUUCUCCACCACUAAUUUGAUUCAGUACACUGCCGUCCCUGCUCUCAGCUUCGAUUUGCCUACCGCUUCCCCUGGAUCAAAGAGAGUUAUACCAGCUAGAAACAAGAAAUUGUGGGGUCCUGUUAAGGCCUUGGAGUCGUUGCAGCCUUAUGCUAACCCGAGAACAAUUUACCCUGUACCAAGUGAGAAGAGCAAUGGUUAUAUAUAUGCAAAGGUUUAUGGUGGCUUUUCAAAUAUAAGAUCUUCGAUAUGUGAUCUUGUCACCAUAUCCAGGCUUCUAAAUGCUACUCUUGUCAUUCCAGAGAUUCAAGAUAGUCUCCGCUCCAAAGGCAUUAGUUCCAAGUUCAAGAGUUUUUCUUAUCUCUAUGAUGAGGACCAGUUCAUAGCUUCACUGAAAAAUGAUGUGAGAAUUGUGAAGACCUUGCCUGAGAAUUUGAAGACGGCGAGAAAGAGGAAUGAGUUUCCUAUCUUUAAGCCCAAAAGUUCUGCUACUCCAAGUUUCUAUAUCAAAGAAAUUUUGCCUAAAUUGAAGAAAUCGAAGGUUGUUGGUCUGAUUCUUGCUGAUGGGGGCUGUAUGCAGUCAGUUCUUCCCCCCAGUAUGGGUGAGUUCCAGCGACUGAGAUGCAGAGUCGCCUUUCAUGCUCUUCAAUUUCGCCAAGAACUCCAAGUUCUUGGACGUCGUAUUGUUGACAGAUUGCAAGGUUUGGAUCAGCCUUACAUCGCAUAUCAUCCUGGCUUGAUGAGGGAUACCCUGGCUCAUCAUGGUUGUGCAGAACUUUUCCAGGAUGUGCACACUGAACUUAUACAAUAUAGAAGGGCACAGCUGAUCAAGAGAGGGGUGGUUACUGACAAAUUAAGUGUUGACUCUCACAUACGUAGAGACAACGGCUCAUGCCCACUUAUGCCAGAAGAGGUUGGACUUCUUCUCCGAGCAAUGGGCUAUCGUGCUAAUACAAUUAUAUAUAUGGCUGGGUCUGAAACGUUUGGUGGCCAACGUCUUCUAAUUCCUCUGCGCGCAAUGUUUGCAAACUUGGUGGACUAUACUUCAUUUUGCAGCAAGCAAGAGUUGAUUGAUUUGCUUGGUCCCGAACCUCUAUUGCCUCCAAAUCCGUUUAAACUACCUCCUGGUAAAAGUGAUGAACAACUUAAAGAAGAGUGGAAAAGAGCAGGUCCUAGGCCUCGGCCUUUGCCUCCACCUCCAGAGAGGCCUAUCUAUCAGCAUGAAAAGGAAGGUUGGUAUGGUUGGAUAACCGAAACAGACACUGAACCAGAUCCUUCACCUGCAGAUCUUAGGAUGCAAGCUCACAGGCUGCUUUGGGAUGCUCUUGAUUACAUUGUAUCUUUGGAAGCUGAUGUCUUUUUCCCUGGUUUCAACAAUGAUGGUAGUGGAUGGCCUGAUUUCUCAAGCCUUGUCAUGGGGCAGCGGCUUUACAAGAAGGCUUCCUCUAGAACAUUUCGACCAGAUAGGAAAACUAUCCAGGAAUCUUUCAAAUCUAUUCGAGACGACAUGUACCAUCCUAAGUUCAACUGGACCAUUUCAAUUAGGGAACAUCUAAACAAAAGCUUUGGUGAAGAUGGGUUUGCCUGGCAGUCUCUUAAGUCGAAACCUGCUUCAUUCCUUUCCCACCCAUUCCCAGAAUGCUCUUGUAGAAUGCCACCAUCAGCUGCUGCUGCUGAGGUCCCAACCAUACUGAAGAAAGAUGAGGAUGAGUGUCCUAAAUGGAUGAUGCAGAACAACAAUCAGGAUGGAUCUUCUGAGGCUGUGGCUGGAGAAGGAGCGGCUUCCAAUGAAGAUACCGAGUUGGAGUAUGAAAAUGAGACGAAGGAAGCACAAGAUGAUUCAGAUGCUAGUAGCAAGAGUAGUCUAACUCUAGCUAUUAACCAAGAUGAUGAAUGGGAUCCCAAUGACUAGAAAGUGGAAACAGCAGGAUACUCUGUUCUUUGAUUUUUUUGAAGGUGAUGGUGGUCAGUGCUCGGUAGUCACUAUCCGGCAGCAGAAUCCAUUCUGGAAUGAGAAUUUUGAGAACACACAGAGCUAUUAGCUAUAUAUACGCGAAAGGGUCUCUUUUUUGGGUUUGUUCUCUUUUGUCUUGCAGAGAAUAAGUAUUCAUUUUUUGCUUUUGUUUUCUGUAAGUAGAUUGAAGUAAAGGAAAUACAGAGCCCUAGUUCUAGUCACAGGAGCAGAAGAGAAAGAACAAAAGAAAUUCUUGUACACCAUUAAUAUAGAAAAGAGUUCUUG
Linum trigynum is the source of this 2881-nucleotide messenger RNA. NCBI's taxonomy places the organism in Eukaryota, Viridiplantae, Streptophyta, Magnoliopsida, Malpighiales, Linaceae. The record is from the annotation of a GenBank genome assembly.